Molecule: messenger RNA, 3592 nt
Organism: Pomacea canaliculata
Lineage: Eukaryota; Metazoa; Mollusca; Gastropoda; Architaenioglossa; Ampullariidae
Product: galactose-1-phosphate uridylyltransferase-like
Exons: 10
Coding region: 197-1252 (351 amino acids)
Biological process (GO): beta-D-galactose catabolic process via UDP-galactose, Leloir pathway
Cellular component (GO): cytoplasm
Molecular function (GO): zinc ion binding; UDP-glucose:hexose-1-phosphate uridylyltransferase activity
Source: RefSeq, a predicted model, not a curated record
GCCGUCUGCUUCUGGCCUCCAGGUUCACCUUGCUUGAUCCUCUUCACCGACACGUGGUAAUCGCUCCUUAGCUGACCAAAUGUGUAAACAAAUAUAGUGUCAACUAUCACGUGGUCACUCAGGUUGCUAUAUAAGCUAACCUUCAAGAAGUUAUACGUCUUGGAAACUUUGACUUUGUUUUGCCGAUUUUCCUAAAAUGUCAGCAGUUUUCGACCCUACAGAACAUCCGCAUAUUCGCUUCAACCCUUUAAAAGAUGACUGGGUCUUAGUGUCACCGCAUCGGGCGAAACGCCCUUGGCAGGGGCAAGUAGAAAAGAAAGAAGAAGAAACUAUUCCAAGAUUCGACCCCAAAAAUCCGUUAUGCCCAGGAGCGACGAGGGCGGGCAGCAAGGUAAAUCCUGAUUACAAAGGAACCUUUUUGUUUACCAAUGACUUUCCGGCUAUCUUAGAGGACACACCUGCACCAGCAGUCAGUGAUGACCCCUUGUUUCAAAGUGCUGCAGCACAAGGUACCUGCAAAGUCAUGUGUUUUCAUCCUUGGUCGGACAUAACACUUCCACUCAUGGAGAUCAAAGACAUCAAAGCUGUUGUGGAUGCUUGGGCAGACCUGAAUGCUGAUCUGGGUCAGAAGUAUGCUUGGGUUCAGAUCUUUGAAAAUCGUGGCAGCAUAAUGGGAUGCUCAAAUCCCCACCCUCACUGUCAGGUGUGGGCCAGCUCAUUUAUACCAAAUGAACCUGCAGUAAAGCAAAAGUCACAAAAGGCUUAUUUUGAAAAGUACAAGAAGCCAUUGCUUAUAGACUACUUGCAGAAAGAGCUUCAGAAGAAAGAACGUAUUGUACUAGAGACAAAACACUGGGUUUGGUUAGUGCCAUACUGGGCUACUUGGCCUUACGAGACUAUGCUGUUGCCACGGAGACAUGUGCUUCGCCUGCAGGAUCUCACACAUGAAGAAAGGGAAGAUUUAGCUCUAAUAAUGAAGAAGCUGCUGACAAAGUAUGACAACUUGUUUGAAAUCUCCUUUCCAUAUUCAAUGGGUUGGCAUGGAGCCCCAACAGCAGAAUGGCUGAGUAAGGACUGCCAGCACUGGCAGCUGCAUGCCUUGUAUUAUCCUCCACUUCUGCGCUCAGCAACCAUAAAAAAAUUCAUGGUUGGCUAUGAAAUGUUAGCGCAGUCUCAGAGAGACCUCACACCUGAACAAGCAGCAGACAAGCUUCGGGGUCUACCUGAUGUUCAUUAUAAGGAGAGGAAAUAGCUGUUUCAAGGAUAGGUUGUUGCCAGUGGCCUAUUCAUCAUUUUCUCAGGAAAAGUACUUUAUCACUCAACCAGAGUGGAAAUGGAUGUGUUUGCAGAGAAUAACAUUCAGAUCAAGAAUCUUUGGCCAGAUUACCGUUGUGCCAAAUCUUGUUACUUAAGUGCCUUAUGGUUGCCCUUGUGUUGUGACCUGAAAACUAGGGUUUGUACUGUCACAUGUUUGUACUGUGAAUGCAGAAAUGUUUUUCUGGUUUAAAAAUUGUUAGCCAAUAAGUGGCAUCAGUGUGUUAAAGCGUAUUUAGUCUGAAAUGUACUUUUGUAUUUCAUGAGUAUAACUGCAAUAUGAAUGAUAACAUGAAUGAUAAUAUGAAUGUGUUUAGUAGAGUCUGUUUAUGUAUUCAUCUACCACUUAUUUUAUGUGUGACACUUUUUUUUGUCUGUUACUCAUAUUAUAAAUGAAUCUCAAAGCAAGAGCAUUAGAUGUGGAAGUAUAGAACUGAGUGAAUAUAUUGGCAUGCUUCCAGAGUGCUUUCAUAUUACAUUAUUGCACAUUUUGUACAAAUACCCUUUGAAUGCAUUAACUUCAACACCUAAUGGCAUAGUGCUGACUAGUGCACAGGAUGUGUAAUGGUGCAAAGAUAACAUCAGGUAGACGACUAUUUACUUGGGUUGGUAGGAGUUAUUGGUAGGGGGAUUGGAUUGCGAUAGCAAGCCAAAAUAUUUUUAUAAUUAAUGCAUUUUACCCGGAAUUUUUUUUAAUUAAUCCUGAAUUUUUUCCCAGAUACUGAUGUUUUAUAAAGAUGUGUUUGUGUGUAUCAAAAUUGCUUACCAUUAAGACUCCAGUUUAUGGCUCUCCCUCAUGUCCGUGGCAUUCUCACCACUGCCUACUACCAAUGUAGGUUACUGUUUAUGGCUUCUCCUACAAACAGUGCUGGGCUGGGGCGUUUUAGGCCACAACACUUCAUUUUGCAUCUUACCUACCCUUUUAUGUUUUUCUUGUUCCUUGUGUUGGUUUUUAUUGUUAAGGAUGUUGUUAUAUUAUCUGGGGGUUUCUCUACCUCUUAAUGUAUCAUAAUCUUAUCUCGCCGUGAUAUAGCCUAAGUUGCUGGGACAGCGUAAAACACAACCAACCAAUUUACUGUGCUGGGUAAAUCAGUACGCCACUCUGUUUAUGUCCUGUAUCAUGGUACAGCUGAAGUGGGUUGGCAAUGUGACCAGCGACAUCAAGGACUUUCUACGCUACACAAUGUGGAAACAUUUGGCUUUUAGGUUUUUUUAAAAAUUACUCUUUUUGUUCUUGGAUCUUAUUUUGGGAGAUGACCAUGGGGCAUAUUUACAUAAAAAGGCUAAUAAUAUUUUCAGAACAUUUUUAUACCAUCUGGUCUUUAGAGUAUUAUCUACAUUAUUUGGAGACAGCUUGCAUAUGAGUAAUAGAUUAUUUUUGCUCUGGGUGAUGAAGAACCUGAGACUAGCCUUCUGCCUUGUUGUGUCAUCUUAUUGUGUUCUGAAGGUUAAUAUAUAAUUAAGGAAUUUCUUACCAUUUAUGAUUUUCAUGUGUAUUUGUGCAUAUUUCAAAUAUUAAGUUUAUAUUAAUAUGUGUAUCAAAUUUUGUAUGUCUCCAUACUAUUGUAACAAACAUGGGAAAAUCAGGGUUUUAGACAUUUCUAUCACUAGAUGGGUGUGGAUGGUAUCCUCAACAAGCAGGACACAGGGAUACAUAAGUGUGCAAGUUUAAGAUGUGCUUUUGAUGUUACAUUGCCAGAUGACAGCCUCUAUUUUGUUAAAGCCUUGGCCUGUUGUAGUAAUAAAAUUUGAUUCAUAUUUUAUGGUUAGGGAAAAGACUAACAGCUAUGGGAGGCUUCAUAGCAUUGUGAUCUCUCACUGGUUCUAGUCCGGCUUAGAUUGUUUUCUCUGCCCAAUUAAUUGCAAGGGGAAACAAUUUAUCACGGAAGAUAAAAGCCUGUGGGGAUCCACCCUUCCACAAUCUAUACCCUAGACAGAGUAAAUUACUUAAAGAUCAUUGCUCGAGACAAAGUAAAUCCAUUCCUAAAUCAAGCAAACAAAAUAUAGAUCACUCUGUGGAGUGUUCAAGUAAAAUAUAGAUCACUCCACAAUCCAUGCCCUGGACCAAGUAAACUACUUAUAGGUCUUUGCCAGUGUGGCCAGUAGGCUAUGAAGCCUUUUCCAUUUUAAGUGUUUUCCUUUUCAUCUUUGCUUGAAUUUUUCUUUAUUUUUACUGUAGUUUCAAAGGAAAUUUUGAAAUGUUUCUUUUAUACUGUAUAAUUAGCCUAACAAUGAUUACAUGUAUGUUCUUAAUAUAAAGCUUACUUUUUAACUUGUA